GGCGGAAGCGAGCCGGUUGCCAUGGGGACGCGGCCUAGCCGCCAUGGCGGGGCCGAGCUGGCUGGAGCGGCUGCGCGGGGCCCGCAAGAGCGCGCUGCUGCAAGACGGGAAGAGGAAGGUCCAUUACCUGUUUGAGGAUGGGCUGGAGAUGGCUGAGGAGUACGACCUGAAGACCAGCCAGCUGCUGGCUAGAAAGUGGCGAGAGAAGACUGCUCUGGGGAGCGCCGGCAAGUGGCAGGUUGAGGUGGGAGAGCCGACCAUACACACUGCGGGAGCGCUGGAAUCCGAGCUCAUAAAGGAAAGCAGCUCCAAUCCCAUCUUCAUGAGGAGAGACACUCAGAACAGUUUCCAGUGGCGGAUCCGGAACCUGCCCUACCCCAAAGAGGUCUACAGCGUCUCCGUGGAGAAGGAGCAGCGCUGUUGUGUUGUCCGUACCAGCAACAAGAAGUAUUACAAGAAGUUCCCCAUUCCUGACAUGGACAGAUUCCAGCUUCCCCUGGACACGGCUGCCCUGAGCUUCACUUAUGCCAAUGCCACCCUCAUCAUCACGUACCGGAAGCCCCAGGAGAUCCUGGCUGCGGAAGAAGAGCUGCAGAAGGAGCUGAAGAAGAUCAAGGCCGCUAACGAUGGGGACGGGGAGUGCAAGACCCAGUAGGCAGUGGCUGUGGGGGGGGUUGGGGUUCUCCUGGCAGAACCGCGCACUAUUUAUUUGGCUUUUUUCUAGUAAAAUGAUUUCCACAGG
Trachemys scripta elegans is the source of this 742-nucleotide messenger RNA. RefSeq names its product deleted in primary ciliary dyskinesia homolog (mouse) (gene DPCD). The record is from RefSeq and is a predicted model, not a curated record. Bases 44 to 655 code for a protein of 203 amino acids. The transcript is spliced from 6 exons. NCBI's taxonomy places the organism in Eukaryota, Metazoa, Chordata, Testudines, Emydidae.